Ascoidea rubescens DSM 1968 is the source of this 774-nucleotide messenger RNA. RefSeq lists its product as uncharacterized. The transcript has a single exon. Lineage: Eukaryota; Fungi; Ascomycota; Saccharomycetes; Ascoideales; Ascoideaceae. The record is from RefSeq and is a predicted model, not a curated record. Bases 259 to 666 code for a protein of 135 amino acids.
AAAAAAGCCAGCACGACUGCCAUGCCUCUGCCCAGCGUGUUUAUUGGCUGGAUUGAAUAGACCCAUACAUCAAGCGAUGUUUUUGCUGUAUUACUAAUUCAAAUCAAACUAACAUAUGGUGCACUAUGUGUUGCAAACAAUAUAAAUACAUCCAGGUUUCCUCCACUAAUUCUGGCUUUUCGAUUCUAUUUUCACUAUUAUCUCUAAGAUCUUUAUAGGAUACCUUGCUUACGAAAUUAAAUCUGGUGUUGAUUAGAUAUGUCUUGUUCUUGUGUUUGCUCUAGUUCUGGUCCUGGUAAUUCAUUGGAGGGCUCUUCCUGUGGUAAGGCUAAGCCAGAGGUUCUCUCUAAUGUUGUUGAUUGCUGCAAAAACUGCUGUGAACUGAUUUGCGAUGAUAGCUCAGCUGGCGAGAAAGAAAAAUGUGCUGAAGUUUGCAAAAAAUUGUGUGCUGAAUGUUGUCAAAAAUGCUUUGAAAAAUGUUGCAACAAUUCAUCAAAUGAAAAAUUCCAAGAGUUUUGCGAUAACUUCUGCAAAGAGUUUUGUGAAAAGUUUUGUAGCAGUUACAACAAUCUUUCAAAGGAUUCUGUUCAAGACUUUUCUCAAAAGUUCUGCGACGAAUUUUGCAAUGAUUUUUGCAACGAUUUUUGCCAAAAAUAUGGUUGUUAGUUAGUUGAUAUAUAAUUUUAUGAAAAUAAUAUUUUAUUAUUCACUUUUUGUUUUUAGUUAAUCACUAUUUUUAAAAUCUCUUCAAAUACAGAUUCUCUAGGAAGAUCA